UUCAAUAAGCAAGCAUUAUAACUAUAACCGUUUGAUAACUUUAAAAUAUGAAUUAUGCCUCCAGGUCUCGUCCAGAUGGAUAAAUAAUUGUAGUAGUGCGUCUGCGCACGUCCUGCCAACAGAAUUCAAAAUCUCUAGGGGAAAAAAAAAAAGAUAUUUUUCCCUUUUCCGUACCGUUUCCCUCGCCGUGCGUGCUCGGCCAUCUUCAUUGUGUUUUUGUUCACGUCAACCAACACUUCAAGUUCUGAAUCUUCUCAUUUUGCCGUAUCUUUUAGCUUGCAAAUUAUGUCAGACUCACGUUCACGCAGUCGCUCAAGAGCAAGAGAUCAUAAGCGACAUAGAAAACGCUCCCAGGAGUACGGGAGAAAACGCGCGAAGUCACAUUCUCGUCUGCGCGAGGUUAAGCGCUCUCGUCUCUUUUCUGAGGAGCGUUCGCAGUCAUCCUCGUCGAGGGCUUCACCAGGGGUCGGCGAUGCAGUUCUCCUAGAAAGAAUUCUCGACGCAGUACAGGAACAGGAGCGAAAAAUAGCCUGUUUGGAAAACGAGGUUAGGGGACACGCUCUGCGUUCCCCAGAAACACAGCCACAAGAUGAGCUGACGGCUCCUGAGAGCCGGGGUAUCGAACCAGCCUCAAGGCCAGAUCCGGUGGAGCGUUCGGUUACCUUUGCGGCAACGGAUCCCGAGCAGGACGGUGAGCCAUCUCUCGUUAACCAACUUUUUCGCACGCAGCGGGACUCGCUUGAGAAAUUAUCCUGGGACCAAACCAUACUGGAUUUUACUAAGUCUAUCGUUCGGACCGGUUUGCCAAAUGAGUUGCGUACACAGCUCCUGUCUAAAUUUGAGAUUAAAGAGGCACUUUUAAUUUUAGGCCCGCCUAAACUUAACAGGAUGCUUCUUUCAGUACUGAAGGCCUCUUCGACGGUAUCUAAAAGAGACGAAUACCAGUCUCUGGCUCAGUUGCAGGUAGCGGCUGCCCUCAACGCAUUAGGCAUGGGCCUCUCUUAUCUCACGAAGCCCGAGGUGUCCUCAUGUCUACCAGAGGAUGCAAAGUCGGCGCUCAGCCAAAUCGCUGAGGCCACACAGCUAUUAGCGGAUCAUCAAUACAGGCUAUCCUUGGCCAGACGAGCCUUCAUAAAACCGGCCCUGAACCUGCUGGGUAAAUCGCCAGCCGAUCUGGCUCCAAUAGUGGCUUUUCGGCACUUCUUUCGUGGACGAGGUUAAGGAUGCACAGGC
Mycetomoellerius zeteki is the source of this 1233-nucleotide messenger RNA. RefSeq lists its product as uncharacterized. Lineage: Eukaryota; Metazoa; Arthropoda; Insecta; Hymenoptera; Formicidae. The record is from RefSeq and is a predicted model, not a curated record. Bases 286 to 1221 code for a protein of 311 amino acids. The transcript has 2 exons.